AUUAAAUCAUUUGUUGUCCUUUGAACAAUCUAGGCCUGCUUCCACAUCCGUGGUGGCUUUGGCAUUUGGCCGGUACAUUGUUGAACCUUUCUACAGCCCCUGCUCAGCACCCAAAUUACUUGUUAAAAUUGUCAGCAUAAUUGGAGUCUCAUUUGCUGUGGCUGUGAAUUGCUGGAGUGUCACCUGCACCACACGAUUACAGAUAGUACUUACCACUGUGAAGAUGGGGGCCUUGGUUUUAAUUAUCGUGCCAGGAAUGAUCAAGCUUGCCUCAGGGCAAACAGAAAAUUUUCACGGUGCUUUUGACACCAGUUCCUUGACACUGGACAGGCUGCCAUUGGCUUUUUAUGCAGGAUUAUAUGCCUAUGCAGGAUCUUCGGUCUUGAAUUAUGUCACAGAAGAAGUCGUCAAUUCCAAAAGAAACCUCCCUUUGUCGAUCAUAUUAUCCAUGGUAACAGUGACAAUUGCUUAUCUUCUGACAAAUAUUUCUUAUUACAUGGUGAUGACAUCUCAAGAGGUUCUGGAAUCCAAUGCUGUGGCUGUGACCUUUGCUGACAGAGCACUCCAAGGGUUCUCCUCUGUCAUUCCAGUCCUUGUUGCUGUGUCCUGUUUUGGAUCUCUGAUCGGAGGCUGCUUUGCUACUCCCAGGAUGCUGUUCUCUGGCUCCAGGGAAGGACAGUGGCCUGUUCUCUUUUCUAUGAUUCACAUUCGAAGGCACACCCCUCUGCCAGCAGUGCUUCUGAUGUACCCUUUGAUGGUCUUCAUGAUCUUCGCUGGUGAGCUCUUUGGACUGAUAAAUUUUUAUAGCUUUUCUCGAUGGAUGUUUACAGGUCUGACUACUUUGGGCCUCAUAGUCCAUCGAUACCAACACCCAGAUCUUCCACGGCCUUUUAAGGUACAUCUAUUAAUCCCUGCUGUUUACACAGUUGUAUGUUUUUUCAUUGUGGGGAUGUCCCUCUACUCUGAUCCAGUCAACACAGGAAUCGGUUUUGCCCUCACGCUGACUGGUAUCCCAGUUUAUUUCCUUAUGGUUCAGAAGCAGAGACUGCCUUUAUGCUUCAUCAGAGCUUAUCACACCCUCACUAAGAAGCUUCAGAUUUUCCUGGAAGUGAUGCCACAGGAGGUGCAGACCUACUAAAUCUUCGGCUGAUUAAAGCUUUACCUUCAGAAAUUCAUUUGGACUUUAAAUAAUACUGUAUGUGUGCCUAACAUACAACAAGAUUUUAUUUUAGCUGGAAAGCAAUGUGUUAUGGGUUAAAGACCAUCACCAUGAAGAAAUAAAAUAAACAACAUUUAUCUGA
This is a messenger RNA of Polypterus senegalus (gray bichir), 1301 nucleotides long. RefSeq names its product cystine/glutamate transporter-like. Gene Ontology annotation, biological process: amino acid transmembrane transport. Gene Ontology annotation, cellular component: membrane. Gene Ontology annotation, molecular function: L-amino acid transmembrane transporter activity. NCBI's taxonomy places the organism in Eukaryota, Metazoa, Chordata, Cladistia, Polypteriformes, Polypteridae. The record is from RefSeq and is a predicted model, not a curated record. The coding region runs from base 224 to 1138 and encodes 304 amino acids. The transcript is spliced from 10 exons.